Molecule: messenger RNA, 3407 nt
Organism: Gavialis gangeticus (Gharial)
Lineage: Eukaryota; Metazoa; Chordata; Crocodylia; Gavialidae
Gene: ERLIN1
Product: ER lipid raft associated 1
Exons: 12
Coding region: 72-1115 (347 amino acids)
Biological process (GO): SREBP signaling pathway
Cellular component (GO): endoplasmic reticulum membrane; endoplasmic reticulum
Molecular function (GO): ubiquitin protein ligase binding; cholesterol binding
Source: RefSeq, a predicted model, not a curated record
GUGGGGGGCGCGGGGCGCCUGGGCCUUCGUGCAGGCGGUGCCGGUGGCGGCGCCGAGCAGAUGAUGUGAAAAUGACCAUGGCCCAGGCUGGGGCAGUAGUUGCGACUGCAACAGGAGUUCUGCUGUUUCUCCUCUAUGCCUCCAUUCACAAAGUCGAGGAGGGCCACUUGGCUGUGUAUUACAGGGGUGGUGCGUUAUUAACCAACCCAAGUGGACCAGGCUACCACAUCAUGCUCCCAUUCAUUACCACGUUCAAAUCAGUACAGACUACAUUGCAAACUGAUGAAGUGAAAAAUGUGCCUUGUGGGACGAGUGGUGGGGUUAUGAUCUACAUUGACCGAAUAGAAGUUGUGAAUAUGUUAGCUCCAUAUGCAGUGUAUGACAUUGUGAAGAACUACACUGCAGACUAUGAUAAGACCCUCAUCUUCAAUAAAAUUCACCAUGAGCUGAACCAGUUCUGCAGUGCCCACACUCUCCAGGAAGUGUACAUUGAGCUGUUUGAUCAGAUAGAUGAGAAUUUGAAGUUGGCCUUGCAGAAAGAUCUCAAUGUCAUGGCACCAGGUCUCACCAUCCAGGCUGUGCGUGUUACAAAGCCCAAAAUCCCUGAGGCCAUCCGAAGAAAUUUUGAGCUAAUGGAAGCUGAGAAGACCAAACUGCUCAUAGCAGCCCAGAAGCAAAAAGUUGUGGAGAAGGAGGCAGAGACAGAGAGGAAAAAGGCUCUCAUAGAGGCAGAGAAGGCUGCUCAGGUGUCCAAGAUUCAGUAUCAGCAGAAAAUCAUGGAGAAAGAGACGGAGAAGCGUAUUUCUGAGAUUGAAGAUGCUGCUUUCCUAGCGAGAGAAAAGGCGAAGGCUGAUGCAGAUUAUUAUGCUGCUCAGAAAAUGGCAGACUCCAACAAGCUGAAACUCACGCCGGCAUAUCUGGAGCUAGUGAAAUAUCAAGCCAUUGCUGCAAACAGUAAGCUGUAUUUUGGUGACAGCAUCCCCAGCAUGUUUCUGGAUUCCUGUACUUUCAAACAUAUGUGGCAGAGGACUGCACAAGACCCCAGCCUGCCCUUGAAAGAGGCCCCAGAACCCUGUGGGGAAAGCUGCCUUGAAAACGAAGAGAAUGCAGGCUGAUGGAAGAAGUGGAGAGACUUCAGCUGAACAAGAGCUGGAAGAAGGGGAUGCCUGGUCUACACAGAUGUCCUGCCCAGCUGUGCUACAGGGACAGUGCCUGCCAUUCUGCUCUGUGCCAAUGGGAGAGACGCAGUGUGUGCACAGGCAUCCUGAAUGUACCUGGCAAUUGGAUUGAUUUUGUUUUAGCAGCAAAUGUUUCAAGCUCUCUGCCUUUCCCUCUUCUCUCUUCCUAUUUUAAGCUGGUGCUUCCAAAUGAGGGAUGAUCCUGUACUAAACGUACCUAUACUGGAAUAUUAAAGGAUAGGAGCCAGGAAAGCCUACCCUGCAGAAGGUGGUUUGUCAGAAAGCAUGCGUCCUCAUUCCUCUAGGGGCAGGAGAUUUGCUGGAGCCCUGUUUGAGUGCAAGGGUCAUUCUGCUGCUUAUUUUUGAGGCUGGACUGACGCAAUGCUGCCUCUGGCUGGUCACUGACAGGAAAGCCAGUUGCUGAGGCUUCAGGUUGGGAAAUGUGACUGAAGGGGGUGGGGGGUCCCCGUUGUCUCUGCCCAUCUGUCUCCCAGCUGGAGAACAGCACCAGAGGUAUGUUUCAUUGCUGCCUGUAAAAUGUUGAUCUCUAGCCAACCAAGCCAUGCUUUGCUGUGGGCUCCUGUUUGACUGUUCAGAAGCCACCUGCUGGAGUCCUAGCUGGGACAGCUUUGGUUUGAGAGAAACUUUUUAAUAGAACAUAUGUAAUAGAUCCUCAGAUAGGUGUAAUCUUUUCCUCUAGGUGUGUAGUGUAACGCUAAUUCAUUUGAACUUGACACUAGUUUGUCACUAAUGGGCUUCCAUUACUCUCUCUUGUCGAGAGUAAGAACCCCUGCUAGCUUUACUGAGGCUUUUUGCCCUUUGAAGCUUUCUCCCUAGCUAUCUUAUUUGCUGUGGGGAGAGCACAUUGUCCUUUGGGGCUCUGCAGAUUGCUUUUCUCCCCGUGGUCUGAUGGGUUGAAGAGUGCCCAGUAGACAGCAUUAACUGCUGGAAACUAGAGGAUGGAGAUUUGAAAUCUGUUUCUGAUCACAUGUGCCUGUGCUGGUCGUCCCACCUCAAGAAGACUGCCAUCUCCCCACCCAGAUGCAGAGAACGAGAGGGACAGCAGAUGCAGAAAGCCUGGAGCAGCGCUCAGAGCACACAGAGGGGCUCAGCUGGCCAUCCUGAUGCCCACUUCUCAAAGGGAUGCUGGAAUAGUUUAGUCUUUGUUCUGCUUCUCAGCCAAAAACAAGCACUUAUGGCCUUUGCCUGCUCUCUAGCCAAUGCCAGAGCCUGACCUCAGCCAUGCCACCCAGCUGACCCCAUUCUGCAGCAGAGUGGGAGAAUUGGGCAUCUGAGCCACAGGGCCCCAAGGCACCACAGCCUCCCUUCAGAACCAGAAUAUUUCUGUUUCCAGACAGCCGGGGGGAUGGUGGAAUUAAGAGAUUUGUGUCAUUCAAAAUGCAUUUUCCACUGAUGAACUAUUUGGCCAGAGAAUCUUUUAACUUGCCCCAGUUGUAGGCAGAGCUGCACCACGUCUCUGGGUGCUGAUGUUUGCAGAACAGUAAGGGAGGCUGCUUGUUACACCUGCUCUCUGCCUUCCAUGCACCAUCAGAGGCUGGGAGGAGACAGCUGUGUAGCAAAGGUAUGGAUUCUGGCAGGGUCUCCUCUCCUUGUCCUCUGCCUUGUUUUUUUUGGUAUUUAUCUUGCUGUCUUGCCUGCAGUUCCUUUCUUGGUGAUUCGUCUCCUCCUGCCUGCUAGAGAUUAUAAGAGUGUGAGGUGAAUACCAUGGAAGCAAAACAUCUUGGUUCUGCAUAAGGGCACUAGCACUCUUUGCCUCCAAACCAACUGUGACAGGAUGGGAGAAAAGUGGCCCAGAGCCUAUACAUUGAUCCCCACCUGUUGCCUCUGUGUGGACCCCUCUUCCAGCUGGCUAUAGCUGCCUGCCUUGUAGCACUGCUUUCUAUCAAGGCUACCUGCAGAGCUUUCUAAGGUAGGUGUUGAUCUCCUUAAACUGUCAAGUCCUGUCUUCCCUUCUACCCUGGCAGUUUGGGGAGCAGACAUCCCCAGGGAGGAAUGUGCUUGGUCAUCUUUCUUUCUUUUAGAUCCCAAGUAAUAAAAUCUUGCUUUGUUCUCUGCCGUAUUCAGUCCAAAGGUCAAAUCCAAAAAUCUCUCCAACGCACUGACUUGAAAGAGACCUGUUCUUAUUCUCUUGACUAGUUAGAAGGAGGAUGGGUGACAGGAUUAGCACGGUCCCUGCUGCAGACCCUGAUUAAAGGUGCCUUAUCUGUG